AUGAAUAUGUUUAAAAAUAUUUCCGAAACUAAUUAUGACAGUAAUGUGCUUGAGAAGUUUCUGAAGGUACAAGAUACAUUUUUUAAAGAAAAAAAAUAUUAUGGAUGUAAAUAUGCAAUUAAAACGAAAAAUUUUGAAUAUUAUCAAGAAAUGAAUGAUAAGAAGGAUUUAUAUGAUUAUUUCAGUAAUUAUAAUACUAUUAGAAAGAAUAUCGAAUAUGAAUCUGGUCCGUUAGAUACGUUUGAGGAAUAUGUGAAGCACAUUAAACAAUUAUAUGAUAAGUACAAAGUCAAUUGUUUGGACCAUUUUGAUUACUGGUUAAGCGAUUGUCCCUAUUAUUUUAAACGUGAAGAUGAGUAUGAUCCACAGAUAUUUCUUUCGAAAUUAGACUGCUAUAGCAAGAAUAGUAAAGAUAAUAGGAUGAAAAAUUGUUCUGUAAAAUCUGUAACCAAAAAAAAAAUGACAUUUUAUUAUCUUAAAUGUAAGGAUAAUAUUGAGCAAAAACCUAUUAUGUGCGCUUUAGUCCCAGUGACUAUGGAGUAUAUAGAUGAUAAAGUUGAAGAUAAAAUGAAUGAUAAAGCGGUACGAAAAGGAAUUCCUAAGCCACCAGACCCGUGGUCAACAUUUGGAGGUGUGCUACAUAGUGAUCAAUUAAAUUCUGAAUUUUUAACGGAAGCAGAUGGCGUAUCACCUUACUUGGUAUUGACGGAUGACGAAAUUAAAUGGAAAAUACUUGAUAAUGAAAGAUUUGAUUGUGAGAGAUAUGGAUCAAAAGAUACUUAUGGAUUAUGUAAACACUUAAAAAAUUACAUGAAGAAGGAAAAAUUAAAUUAA
This is a messenger RNA of Plasmodium cynomolgi strain B, 834 nucleotides long. RefSeq names its product CYIR protein. Bases 1 to 834 code for a protein of 277 amino acids. The transcript is spliced from 2 exons. NCBI's taxonomy places the organism in Eukaryota, Apicomplexa, Aconoidasida, Haemosporida, Plasmodiidae. The record is from RefSeq and is a predicted model, not a curated record.